UAUGAGAAAAUAAAGUUAACAGUGAAUCAUCAAAGCUGCAGACGAAUUUCAUCUAAAAGUGACAUAAAUAUCGUAUUUUCUCCAUGUUUGCGGGUAUUUCGAACGCAGGAAUGAACCCUGCUCCCAUGAGUAAUCGUCCAGAACUGUAUGAGGAAGUGAAGUUGCAUAGAACCGGCAAAGAAAGAGAGAAAUAUGACAACAUGGCUGACCUGUUUGCUGUGAUCAACACGUUACAAUGUUUAGAAAAAGCCUACAUCAAAGACGCAGUCACUCCUAAAGAAUAUACUGCAGCUUGUUCAAAGUUACUUGUCCAAUAUAAAGCUGCCUUCAAACAAGUUCAAAGUGACGAAAUUCCUACUGUGGAAACUUUUACAAAAAAGAUGAAGCUUGACUGUCCUGCUGCACUUGAAAGAAUAAAAGAAGACCGGCCAAUCACAAUCAAGGAUGACAAAGGAAAUACAAGUAAAUGUAUCGCUGAAAUUGUAUCGUUAUUCAUCACCAUUAUGGACAAGCUACGGCUGGAGAUCAAGGCUAUGGACCAACUGCAUCCAGACAUGAAGGACCUCAUGGAGUCCAUGAACGCACUGAGCAUUCUGCCAGCUGAUUUUGAGGGGAAAGUCAAAGCUGGACAGUGGCUGUCAACCUUGAGUGAAAUGCAGGUGUCCGAUGAACUGGAUGAUUCCCAAGUGAGACAAAUGCUCUUCGAUUUAGAAUCGGCCUACAAUGACUUCAACAGGAUGUUACAUAAUGCAUAAAGAUUGUGGUGCUUUUGAAGACUUUUUAAAAGAGGAAUUGUGCAUUUUCACUAAUUGUAGCUAAUACUGCACAAUUGCUAUUAUUGUAGCUGCAUAGACAACUAUGGAUGAUUCAUUCUCAUUUUCUCACACACUGGCCUAGAGGCAGGAUUGGGAGGUAACUAGGUCACUAUAUCUCAGAGCAGAGCACUAUGGUCCCUGUUCUGAAGGCAGAGCCUGCCAUUGGUUCAUCCCUGUGCACCCUGGGUUUUCUGUGUCUCGGGUUCUGUGUGUUCCCUGCUGUUGGGGAAGGUUGAGGUUAGUGUUUGGGCUUAGCUGUCCUAAAGUAGCCAGUGAAAAUAAUGUCAGGAAUUACCCAGCCUUCCCAGCAUUUUGGUCGAAUAGAACCCGGUAGGCAUAGGACCCAGAACACAUAGAACCAUUUUGAUCUCAGGAGACAUAGAACCCGGGACUUAUGGAAACCCUUUGCUUUGGGGAAACAUAGAGCAUGGAAUGCACAGAACACAAGACACAUAGGACACAGGACACAUAGAACCCAAGACACAUGGAAACCCUUUGCUUUGGGGAAACAUAGAACAUGGGACGCAUUGAACACAGGACACAGAACCCCCUUUGCUUUGGGGAAACAUAGAACAUGGGACGCAUUGAACACAGGACACAGAACCCCUUUGCUUUGGGGAAACAUAGAACAUGGGACGCAUUGAACACAGGACACAGAACCCCCUUUGCUUUGGGGAAACAUAGAACAUGGGACGCAUUGAACACAGGACACAGAACCCCUUUGCUUUGGGGAAACAUAGAACAUGGGACGCAUUGAACACAGGACACAGAACCCCUUUGCUUUGGGGAAACAUAGAACAUGGGACGCAUUGAACACAGGACACAGAACCCCCUUGGCUUUGGGGAAACAGUGAACACAGGAAGCAUCGAACACGGGAGAGAUAGAAUAUGUCCCACUGACCACAUCUCCUACUGCUACCGUGAACAAGUGACAGGCUGCUCUCCGGAGUAUUUGAAUUUAGGUCCAGUUUACUGUUUGGAUGCAGCUUGAUGUAAUUCUCACAAAUAUACAGUAGAACCUCUCUAUUAUGGACACCCUUGGGAAUGACAAAUUACAUUUUUGUGUGCCGUCCUUAAUUUAAUAGGGAGCUGUCCUGAUCACGGAGAUCAAAUUGCAUAGCAAAACUUAUGUUUUGGAUUUGGAUGUAAUUUUUUUCGGUUUUUCAAAUAAAAAAACCUUUUUUUCCUGAUUCUUAUUGCAAAAAUCGUGAUUAUUCGUGAAUAUAUAUGCAAAUGUAAUGCGAAAAUUUGGUGGGUUACAGUAUUUUGCAGUCUUGGGGGUUGUAACCAGCCGAUACACUAUUUAUUCUCCCUUGUAUUAUAAAAUGUUUCAGUGUACAUAGUGUAUUUUCUUGUGAUAAUGCCAUAUUAAAUAAUCUGUACCUAUCUGUGUU
This is a messenger RNA of Lineus longissimus, 2209 nucleotides long. RefSeq names its product vacuolar protein sorting-associated protein 28 homolog. The transcript is spliced from 8 exons. Gene Ontology annotation, biological process: protein transport to vacuole involved in ubiquitin-dependent protein catabolic process via the multivesicular body sorting pathway. The record is from RefSeq and is a predicted model, not a curated record. Gene Ontology annotation, molecular function: protein-containing complex binding. Gene Ontology annotation, cellular component: ESCRT I complex. NCBI's taxonomy places the organism in Eukaryota, Metazoa, Nemertea, Pilidiophora, Heteronemertea, Lineidae. Bases 84 to 755 code for a protein of 223 amino acids.